CCCAACAUUUAGCAGCGAUUGAAGCAUCUUUUCCGUCCGUUAUCCUCUGAAGGAGCGAAGCGGUGUGAUAUUUGGAGGGAAAUGUUGGCGAAUGGUCACCCAAUCCCGUUCCCAGUAGGAACUCCAUCAGGAUGGAAAUGGCGCCCUCCUAUGCAUAAUUUGGUGCAAGUUAGACGUGGGUUUACAAGCACCUCCAUUGAAACAUCGGGUGCUUACCCCAAACAGUUCAUUGUUUGCGGCGGAACUGACCCCAACCACCUACUCUCUUCUCAUUCUGAUUGGAGCCUCCCGCCAAAUCCACCAGAUGUUGAACCUGUGACGACAGUCACUGGCAAGUGUUCUGCAGAGCCAGGUACAAAGAGAUUGACUGUUGGGUUUGGAAAACUUAAAGCAAAAAGAGUAAAAGCCCUUGUCGAGAGGACUUUUCGGAUGAAGCAAGAAAUAAGCACCAAUGAUGAUGAAUUGGUUGCACAGAGCCGUCAAAGGGGUGUUUCAAGGGUUUUCUUAUCUAAAGAACUCAGAGAGACUUGCCAAAGUACUGAUACAGAAAAACACAUUGAGAACUCUGAUUUAUCAGCUGAUUCUAUUCAAGGGCUUGAUAAAUCUCAUGAGUCUUACCCCACAAAUGCUGAACCAGAGGGUUCAUUUCGUGGAGGUUCUGCUGCUCACUUACUUGGAUGGGGUGAUGGGGGCUCCAUUCAUAAGCCCAAGAUGAAAUCACCUGAGCUCCUAAAGAAACAUCAUAAGCUGUCUGUUGGGGGUGACUUUUUUAGUCGAAAAACCUUUAUAGAUUUGGGUUGCAGUGAAUACAUGAUUAAAUCUUUAAAGGAACAGCUUUUUGUGCGCCCUUCACAUAUUCAGGCUAUGGCUUUUAGACCUGUUCUUGAGGGACAGAGCUGCAUUAUAGCGGAUCAAAGUGGCUCAGGGAAGACAUUGGCAUACCUUAUACCUGUGAUUCAGCGUCUUAGGGAAGAAGAACUUCAAGGAUUUAGCAAGUCCUCCUCAGGUAGCCCUCGAGCAGUUAUAAUUGUACCAACUGCUGAGUUGGCUUCUCAGGUCUUGAGUAGUUGUCGAUCAAUGUCAAAAUUUGGAGUCCCAUUCCGAUCUAUGGUUGUGACAGGUGGUUUUCGACAAAAAACGCAACUGGAAAAUCUAGAGCAAGGUGUAGAUGUUUUAAUAGCAACACCAGGUCGUUUCAUGUUCCUAAUUAAAGAAGGCUUCCUGCAAUUAGCAAAUCUUAGAACUGCUGUGUUUGAUGAGGUGGAUAUACUUUUUAAUGACGAGGAUUUCAAGGUUGCAUUGCAAAGUUUAAUAGACUCCUCACCUAUCAUAACACAAUAUCUAUUUGUGACUGCAACUUUGCCUGUAGACAUAUACAACAAGCUGAUUGAAGUUUUUCCUGAUACUAAAAUGAUCAUGGGACCUGGCAUGCACCAUAUAAGCUCCGGUCUUGAGGAGGUUCUUGUAGAUUGCAGUGGAGAAGGGACUUUAAAAACUCCAGAUACAGCGUUCUUGAACAAGAAGAAUGCCCUUCUGAAGCUUGUGGAAGAAAGUCCAGUUUGCAAAACCAUUGUUUUCUGUAACAAGAUAGACACAUGCAGAAAAGUUGAGAAUGUAUUAAAACGUUUUGAUAGGAGAGGAACUCAUGUGCGAGUCCUACCAUUUCAUGCUGCUCUAGCACAAGAAACACGGAUUGUAAACAUGAAGGAAUUCACCCAAUCUCAUCCUGGAGGAGAAUCUUUGAUUUUGGUUUGCACUGAUAGAGCAUCACGUGGAAUAGACUUUGCUGGUGUGGAUCAUGUUGUACUCUUUGACUUCCCUCGUGAUCCAAGUGAAUAUGUGCGCCGUGUUGGACGAACUGCCAGAGGAGCAGGAGGAAAAGGUAAGGCAUUCAUCUUUGUAGUUGGGAAGCAGGUUCCCCUUGCACGGAGGAUCAUCGAAAGAAACCAGAAGGGUCACCCGUUGCAUGACGUGCCAUCUGCUUUCGAAUUGAUGAGGUAAAAAAGCCGAGGGAGAAAUAUUUUGCAUGAAAGAAAGUUAGGGAUAUUAGGUCAGUGGUGGCAUAUGAAAUAUACGUAAACUUAGGGAGUUAAUGUAUAUGUAAGUUGUGAAGCCUCUCUUUCUGCAAUUAUAAAAAGACUUAGGAGGCUCCCCUGCUUCUUCCUUUUGCUCUCCUCCUCUAUAUCCAAGGUGAAGAGGCCUGUAAUGUGUAAUGAAUGUUUGAUGUUGGGAUAUAUACAUAGCUUGUAAAGCAUUGUUCACACCAAUGGAAAAAAAGCAGUAGCACCCUCCCUUCCAUUA
Molecule: messenger RNA, 2301 nt
Organism: Theobroma cacao (cacao)
Lineage: Eukaryota; Viridiplantae; Streptophyta; Magnoliopsida; Malvales; Malvaceae
Product: DEA(D/H)-box RNA helicase family protein
Molecular function (GO): ATP binding; RNA helicase activity; nucleic acid binding
Source: RefSeq, a predicted model, not a curated record